Amphibalanus amphitrite is the source of this 1966-nucleotide messenger RNA. RefSeq names its product negative elongation factor A-like. The coding region runs from base 171 to 1757 and encodes 528 amino acids. Gene Ontology annotation, cellular component: NELF complex. The transcript is spliced from 10 exons. Gene Ontology annotation, biological process: negative regulation of transcription elongation by RNA polymerase II. The record is from RefSeq and is a predicted model, not a curated record. Lineage: Eukaryota; Metazoa; Arthropoda; Thecostraca; Balanomorpha; Balanidae.
GCCGGCUCGCCGCCAAAUUUGAAAUCCUUGAUUCCCGCCUUUUCGUUGGUCGCGUGUGUGGCAUGCAAUUUUAUUUAGGGAACUUGCAAUUAUACCGUACUUACAAUUACUGACCUUUCAUUUUCAAUGCAGUUUGCGAUCAUACAGUGUGAGGCAUCUUUUGAGCAAAAAUGUCCAACGUACGAGACAGUGACACAUCACUGUGGCUUUACAACAAGCUGGGGACGUCAAAUGAAACUUGGAUUGGCGGGUCCAUCUGUUCUCAAUUAAAUGCAACUGUAUUGCGAAACAUUCAGGAAUGUUUCAUGGAGCUCCAGACUCAGGUGAAGCUGAAACUGCUGCUGACAUUUUUACAUAUCCCACGAAAACACAUCGAAGAGUGGCGCCCGGAGAUGGAGGGGGUGCUGGCGACUGCCGUCCGUGACUCGGAUCAAUGGGUCUCCAUGUUGGCGGAAAUGCUGCAAACCUUCCCAGCCACGGGAAGUUUGAACACGGACAUCGGACAGGUGGAAGAAAAUAAAAACAUCUUCCGGGAUCUCGUCGCCGACCUAAAAGAGCUAUUGAACGGAGACCUGGACCUGAACCUUCUUCCACUGGAGCACCACUAUUUAAACAAGACGGCGUUCAGCGAGGUCGCGCCGGAGCGCCACUUCCAGCUGCGCCGCCAGCCGCGGGCAGUCGCGCUCCGCGCCGACCUGCUGCGCCGGGCAGACGAGGCGGCGGCGCAGCUGGCGCGCCACGCCGCCGCCGCCGCCGCCGUACCGGUCCGCUCGCGCUCGGCGCCGCGCCGACCCGACACCGCCGGGCUGCUGCGGACGCCGUCCCGACUGCCGCUCGGCGACGGCGAGGGACGCCGCUCGCUGCCCUCGCUCGGGCUUCUACCGCACCAGACUCGAACGGUCAAACUGCUGGACAUCUCCGAACAGCCGGCCUCGCACGGAAAGCGCCGCAGGAAGGCCUCAGCUGAGAGUGGGACGUCCUCACGCGGCGGCGGGCCGGAGGAAGGGGAAGCUGCCCAGGAGGAGACAGUCGCGCCCACACCAGACUACGCCGCCGGUUUGCAGUGCACGCCGACUCCGGCUCCGGCCGCUACGGUCCCAGCCCCGGCGGCGCGCGGCCCGGUUACAGGGGUGGCGAGGCCGCCCUGUGUGGACCCACAGCCUGCCGCGGUCUCCACACUCGGACCCAGCGUCAGCGCGGCCCCGUACCGUCCCGGCCCGUCCAUGUACGCUCCGCAGCCGCCGGCGCAGCGGCCGGCCCGUCCUGCCGCGGGGUGUCCCGGCUCACAUCUGGAGCAGCUGCUGUUUCGGCGGGUGAUGGGCGCUGACACGGGUCACGCGCCGCAGCCAGUGGCGCCUCCGCCGCCGCCGCCGCCGUGUGCGCCCCAGCCGCCGCCGGCGGCAAAUGAGUCGGAGCUGCACGGUUCGGGGGCCGGUCAGCAGGCGGCCGCCGCCGCCCGGCCGCCGCUGACGCUGACCCGGGAGCAGAUGCUCGAGGCGCAGGAGAUGUUCAGCACGGCCAACACGGCCACCCGGCCGGAGAAGGCGCUCAUCCUGGGCUUCAUCGCCGGCUCCAGGGAGAACCCGUGUCCGCACCUGGGAGACGUGGUCACCAUCAAACUGUCCGAGUCGGUCGAGCGGCUGGCGGUCGCCGACGCCGGCCAGAGCGCCGCCGUCCUGGCCGAGACACACUUCCAGAUGAACUACGUCACCGGCGAGUGGAAGCGCAUCAAAAAGUUCCGCCGCCUGGCCAGCUGAGCGGUGUGACCGGAUCGGGGCCGCGGUCGGCAGAGCCGAGCGCCGGGGCGCGCGGCACGCCGCCGUCAGCGAGGACCGAACCCUUUCCACUUUCCGAGUGUUGCUGUCGCUUGCUCCAUUUGAUUUUAGCCUGCGACCGCUUUGCGUAUGACUCGGCGAUGUUACAUUUGUUCAACGACUACUGGUCAUAAACAUAGAUGAUUCAACAA